CAACCUGCCGUCAGUUUCACCGCAUCUCGCGCAGGCCCCGCGUCGCUGCGCGCCGUCACGCUACCACAAAUACUAUGUGCACCAGACAGAAACGAUCUAUCAAAUAGUGUUAAGUUACUGUUAUUAAGUUUAACUAGUGACUCGAGUGUUACGCAGAAUGAUGAACUCUCUCGCAUUUCACAUAUUUCUUAUAAGUCUGGUCGCUCCUACUGUUAUUCAAUGCAUAUCAGUGAUAGGACCGCGAGUGGUCCGGCCGUACAGCGCGUAUCGUGUAGCGGUCGCAGGCGGACCGCGGGCACAGAGCCUCUAUGUAGCCGUGGAGGGCAGGAAGGCCAAUGGAGAGCCCUACUCACAAGGGCGAGAGGUGCAGGUCCAACCGGCGUCUUCCAGGAUCGUUGAUCUUGAGAUAGACGACCCGGGGCCCGGUAACUACGAGCUGAUCGCGCAGUCGAGGUCUGGCGCACAGUUCUCAUCGUCAGCGCGACUGGUGUACCAACCGAGGAGCUUCUGCGUAUUCGUGCAGACCGACAAACGGGUCUACCAGCCCGGAGACACCAUCAAGUUCAGAGUCGUCGCUCUAGAUAAGUACUUGCUGCCUUUGUCUAUCCCGAUAGACGUGAGCGUGAUGGACGCGGGAGGCUCUCCUGUAAGACAAUGGGGCGCUGUCUCCCUGGACCGAGGGAUUCUCUCCGACGAGUUGGUACUGGCUGAUGAGCCAGCACUUGGGGAAUGGACGAUACAAGUGGAGGUUCGCAACCAAGUGUAUUCGCGCCAGAUACUGGUGGCCGACUACGUGAUGCCCAAGUUCCAGAUGGACAUGCAACUGCCUAAAGAAGUGUUGUUCAGCGCGGGCCGGUUUACCAUCAACGUCACUGCUAACCACUUCACCGGUUUACCGGUACAAGGAGAACUAACCCUAUCCGCAUAUGCAGUAUUUUUUUCCGACAUUCUCCAGCCAGUAUUCUCUAAUCCCGCCCGCAAGGUUGUCGACUUCAACGGUAACACUGAAGUGACCUAUGAUCUAAAAACUGACCUAGACCUUGCCGAAGAUGCGGCAAGGCCGUUAGUAGUUGAAGCAGUACUGGAGGAGAAAGAUACGUUGAUAAAGCAAAAUGUCUCCUCAAGAAUUCUUUUGUUGAGGACUCCUUAUAGACUCAAGGUUACUGCUCCGGAGUACUUCAGGCCUAAUUUACCUUACACUGUCCAGAUCGAAGUGGUAGAUCCAUCAGGCCAAAUAAUAGAACUGGACGAUGACGUCACGGUCGAGCGUUUAUGGGAUGACGGAGCGCCUGUAAAUGUGACGACGGUUCCAUUGAAGAAAGGUUUAGCCACCUACACUUUAACGCCUGCUGAAUCGUAUGCUGCUUUUACUCUCAACUUAGUGAUAAAAUACAAGGAGGUCACAGAGCGAGUGAUCAAUGUGAUAAAAUCAGCUGGUUCUAAAGGACAAUACCUCACGGUGGAACUGUUGACUCGGGAUACCACCGUCGGAGGCGAGAUGCGGGCGCGUAUUUCCUCCACCGAACGAAUGGAUCUUCUGCACUAUGCUGUUAUAGGGCGUGGAGAUAUCCUUCUCGCUAAAACUGUUGAAUUAAGCCCUGCUCGCAAAAGCGUGGACGUCUCAAUACCGGUGCAAGCGCGGAUGGCUCCCGGCUGCGUGCUGCUAGCUUGGUAUCCGCUGUUGGACUCUACCCAAGACGUCGUAUUGGCGUCAGCGAUAUAUGCCCCACAAAAGAAUUUGCUACAGCACAAAGUAUAUCUAUCAGUAGGCGGAGGCUACCGACCAGGUGGCGCGGUAGAAAUGAGGGUGGUGGGCGAGCCCGGCGCUCACGCUGCCGUGCUGGCAGAGGACUCGCGGGCUGCCCUCGCGGGACUCUCUGGGGAGGACGGGCUCGGCAGCGGGCUUGACAUGCACACGAUCGAACGAGAAGUAGAAAGCUUUAGUGGCUUGAGGCAUUCCAUAUUCAAGAAUCAUGACCAUUUGCCAGGCAUGGGAGUUGACCUGGGAGGCAACGCUACAUUUGACGUUUUCACGAAUGCAGGAGUAGUCAUCUUAACGGAUGGUUUAGUAAUGAGGAGCGAUCCAAGAGGUAAACCGCCGCCUCUAAGCCUCCCGGAAACAGGCACUCGGCCUCCGCUGGCGGGACCUUACGCCUUUAGUCGCCUGCCGACGCCGCCAACUCCGAGAUAUUACCUCAAACUUGCACCGCAGCCUACUUGGACGGUUGCUAACUUCUCAAUCGACAAUGACGGAAGAGGCUCUGAGAACAGAGUAUCUCCAAUCACCAGUGGCAACUGGUUGGUGGGAGCGUUCGCGGUACAUCCUGAGCUCGGACUAGGCCUCGCUUCACCACAGAAGUUCACCACCAGCAUACCCUUAACCAUAACUGCAGAGCUGCCAGCUAGCCUACAACGUGGCGAAGCGUUGGCGGCAGUUAUCACAUUAAAAAGCACGCUGACAGUUGAUACAAGCGUUGAAGUUACUUUCCACAAUUCCGAGCAGUACUUUGAGUUUGAACCGUUGGAAAAUAACAUCGAUUCGGCUAAAAAGAUCGAGGUGUACCGCCGCCUUAGAGUGUCGGUCCCGGCAGGAGGCUCCGCCAGCACAGCGUUCCUAGUGAGCGCCACGCGGCUGGGAGAAGCGCCAAUUAUCGUUGAGGCCACCGGCGAUGGAGUGUCUGCUUCACUCUUCAGGACUAUUGACGUUAAGGACGGUUACGACGAAGAAAUCUCAUCCUGGGGCCUGCUAGACGGGCGGCGCGGCGUAGCGCGCGCGAACGUCACGCUGGAGCCCCCGCCGGGCUCGCGAGCGGGCCCGGUGUCGCUGCUGGCAGCCGGGAACCUGCUGGCCGCGGCGCUGCCCAGGGCGCGCGCGGCCCCCGCUCCUGCUGCCGAUCCAGUGCACGCCUUGCGCCCCAUGGCAGUGGCUUGCGUGUUACUCGACUAUUUGCAGGCGAUCGGUGAAGACGACUCGGCAGUGACGAGCGAGGCUCGUGAUCACGCCGCCGCUGGCUACCAGCGGCUCAUGGCUUAUCGUCGACCGGAUGGUUCCUUCGCUCCCGACACCGAUGACGAAUCUACAGGAGACGUAUGGAUGACAGCAGUGGCAGCGCGUUGGCUGGUCCGUUGCGCGCGCCACGUAGUAGUGGGCCCGGCGGCGGCGACGGCAGCGAUUCGCUGGCUAGCCGAUGCGCAGGGCCCCGGCGGCAGCUUCCGCGCACCUGACCAGCGCCUCAACCGACAUGCCCAAGACGCCCUGCCAACGGCUGCGUAUGCGUUGUUGGCGUUCACACAGGCGCAGGGCAACGACAUAUUCCUGAGGCGCGCCGUCCAGCAAACCGCUGACUACGUCGCGGGCUCACUGUCUCCCGAACAGGACGCGUAUUCCCUGGCAGUUUCGGCCGGGGCUCUUGCCGCCGCUAGGCAUCCGCAGGCCGCUACGGCGCUGGAGAUGAUGGAUCGAUACGCCAACGCUUCUGGUUCAACUAAGUUCUGGUCUCGCAAGAUGACCGGUAACGAAUGGCGUAACCCCUGGCUGAAAGGCAACAGCCUAGAAGCCUCGACGGCAGCCUGGGGACUCCGCGCCAUGCUUUCGGAACGACUGGUAGACGAGGCCGUGCCCGUAGCCAGAUACCUUUUGCAGGCUCAGAACGACCUGGAUCCCGAUGUGCUGGAUGCACUUGCAAUGUUCGCUAAAGAAAUCAGAUCUCCAAAUAAACUUCGGUUGUCAGUGAAUGUCACAGGAUCUGAAGAAGCUCGACAGUUCAACAUAGACGACGAAAAUGCACUUGUCAUACAGACACAACUGGUACGUGCAGCGCGUUCCGCUAGUGCAGUUACCGAAGGUCGCGGCAUAGCCAUCGUGGGGCUCUCAACCAAAGGCAGCACCAACGUCACUGCAGCUUGGCCUCGGUUUAACCUGGACCCCCGGGUGGACCAGGUGUCUACUAAGGACCGCUUGCAGCUAUCCAUCUGCAUAGGGUUUGUCGCUCUGGGCAACGAAACUGAAAGCGGGCUUACUCUGCUGACCGUGCGACUACCCUCCGGAUACCUCGCUGACAUCCACACACUGACCGAACUAACGGCAGCGUCGCACGUGACGACAGCGCGACUGUCAGAAGGCGGCGCGGUGGUGCUGGCUUGGCUGCGCGCGGGCCGCGCCGAGCGCUGCGCCACGCUCGCCGCGCCGCGCGCCCUCGCCGUGGCGCGCCAGCGGCCCGGAGUAGCCACGCUCAAGGACCUUUACGACUCUAGUCACCGGGCGCGCGUUUUCUUCCAGCCAAUAACGACGCACGCGUGCGACGUUUGCCGCGCGUGGGCGUCGUGCUCCAGCGCGUGCGGCUCUGUGUCGGCGCAGCGCGCGGACAGCAGUGACGUCGCCAAACCGCGCAGUGCUCCUGAUGCAGCGGCGACGCACGUUCUAGCGCCCGCUAUAGUGGCGCUCGUGACGUUAUUAUUUACUCUACUAUGAGUUUACGAGAUAAACCCUUUGACUAACAA
Cydia amplana is the source of this 4500-nucleotide messenger RNA. RefSeq names its product thioester-containing protein 1 allele R1-like. Gene Ontology annotation, molecular function: endopeptidase inhibitor activity. NCBI's taxonomy places the organism in Eukaryota, Metazoa, Arthropoda, Insecta, Lepidoptera, Tortricidae. The record is from RefSeq and is a predicted model, not a curated record. The transcript is spliced from 26 exons. Gene Ontology annotation, cellular component: extracellular region. The coding region runs from base 158 to 4471 and encodes 1437 amino acids.